This is a messenger RNA of Cladocopium goreaui, 2865 nucleotides long. The record is from the annotation of a GenBank genome assembly. NCBI's taxonomy places the organism in Eukaryota, Dinophyceae, Suessiales, Symbiodiniaceae.
AUGGCCAUUGAGGAAAGCUUCAAGGGAAAGCAGUGGAAAGCACAGUGGUUGUCGGAGUUGCAGCAACAUGCAAAUCAAGCGAAGUACCACCAGAAAGCUGAGCUGGAGGUGCUGAGAGAGUCAGUGAGCGCACAAAAUGUGGAGUUGAACGACUUCAAGCGACACUGCAUGGGUUCCAUCCAGCAGAUUCAGCAACAGAUGCGUUGUCAGCGACCACAUCUGAAGUGCACUAAGAUGAUGGGCUACUGGGUGUCGGAUCUCAAGUUGACCAUGGCAGAUCUGCAACGCAGCGUUUCUGAGAUGAAGAUCCAGGUGCCGACCUACCAAAAAAGCGUCGAGGUGAAGACCAACCUGACGGAGCUCCAGGUGGAACGUCCUUGCGUCGAUGGAACGUGGACCUGGGAUUGGGAGAUCCUUUCAGCGAAGGCUGGGGGCCCUGGCAAACCACUGGAGGCUGGCUCGCCAGUAGCCCGCAGCCCAGUUCCCAACAGUGCUGCACGCAGCUCUGCCGGCUUGGAGAUCAGUAAGCUCUAUCGCAUCAUACGAGAAGUUCAGGAGAUGACUUUAGCCAAGUUCGGGGAGGUGGAUGAGGCCAUGAAAAUUCUCCACGGCCACUCCAAUGCCUUGCAGAAAGAUCUGCAGGGAAGUCAUGCAGACUGGAAGAAGAGCCAAGAACUUCUCAGCCAAGCCGUGGCGGGCCUCUCCCAGGACUUGGGCGACUUUCGGCAGCACGUAUCGAGCACCACCCAGAAGUCCCAAACGGAAAUCCUGCAGUUGCAGGAGGGCCAGCAAGUCGAUGCGGAAUGCUUGAGUCGGCUGGAGCUGCAAGUUUCUGCCCUGCACCAGACUGUGCAGGCGAACACCAAUGAUCUGAUCCUGCUGCGGGGCGAACGUGGCGAACGUGGCGAACGUGGCGAACGUGGCGAACGUCCUGUGUCUCCACAACGACGUCCAGUGCCGACACCGGGACAGAGACUGCAGGGUCAGUCUCACAGUCAUUUGCUUGAACUGUUGGACCAGCAAGCGCAGAUUCGCGCAGGGGUGAAACGUGUCCGCAUCACCCCACCACAGGCUCUACCAGCAGGACUGAGUGGAAAGACCUUGUAUCCCCAUGUGUGCUUCAAGAACAUCACCGUGCAGGCCAAUUUUGGACCUCCCAUGGUGCCCUUGCCCUUCAAGUGCCACAUGGUGGGACAGGCUCCAGCGUCUGAUGCGGAGCACGGCGUGGCCCCUGCCAGCGAUGGGAAGUACGAGGUGAUUUUUCCCAUCGCCAUACCAGACGAAGGCACCUUUGAUUGGCUGGAUGACUUUCUGAAGAAAAAUCCCAGGUAUGUUGAGCUGUCGGAUCGCGCCAUGGGCGAGUGGGCAGAACGCAGCGGCGUCUUCCGGAACAAGAAUCACAGCUGGAAGCAUUGCAACGAUAAACCUGACCUUCAGACUGGUCUGCCUCUCCUGGAUGAUUUUGGCGCUCGAAAGAUUCUGGGAGUGGUAGCACCUACGCAGCCCAGGAACUAUGUGGUGAUGGAGAUCAAAUCCAACCUGAUGAAGGACGAGAGGCAACACUUCAUCCGGAAAUUCAAACGGCCUGGCUUCAAGCUCGUUGCCCAGGUGGUUAUGGGCGAGCCGCCGGCAGAGUUCAAAGCCGCAGUCCAUCAGAUCCUGUUGGAAGAGAAGCAGAAGAAGGCUGAUGAGGAGUGGCAACAACGAAAGGCGCAGCGAGAAACGGAACGCAUCUUGAGGGCCAGGGAAAAAGAGAUGGAGGAGGUUCGCCGCAGGGCCGAGGAAGAGGCCUUGCAGCGCGCGCAGGCGGAAGCCACCGCCCAGGCGGAGGCCGUGAGGGCACACCUCAUAGCGCAGGGCGGCACCGAGUUGGCGGCCACCGAGCCUGCCGAACCCUCGGUGGAGAUCAUCGACGGUACGCAGCCGGUGCCACCAGGCGAAGUGAAGCACGACAAGGACGUUCCCAUGGAGGCCCCCCAGCAAGAGAAGAAGGUGGAGGAAGUUGAGGAGCCAAGGCCAGUUGUGACGUUGACGGAUGAAGAGAAAGCCGUGUGCUUCAAGCAGAAGGCCACCAGCGAUCUUACCAGCUGGACCCUAGGUGGUAACUUUGCGCGUUUCUGUCUUCCAGAUGCUGAUGAGGGAUUUGACGAGAUCCGCUAUGGUUGGAGUCCUGCAGAGCAGUGCAAGGAGCACUUGCACAAGUGGAUCCUGAAGAACAAGAUCCUGUGCCGUAUGGAAGAUAUCCUCCCUUCGGAUUGGUUCCAUUCCAAGGCCGCAGAGUGGCAGAAGGUCUUGGCCGAUUGGCAUAGCAAGCAGGGAGAGUUUGCCGCCAAACAGGCCUAUGAAACCGAAGAGCAGAAAGAGGAGAAGAAGGAGGUGGUGGAUGUGAUGGCAGUUGAAGACAUCUGCAACACAGUGGCAGCUGAGCCUUUGUUUGCGAAGUUCACCUUCGAGGACUGGGCGUUGCUGAGUCUCAGACUGGAAUUGCACCUUUUGGUGCAUAGCUUCCGUCGCGACGCGAAUGACGAAGAGCGUGUGGGCAUCCAUGAGAACCACCUGCCUUUCUACUACAACAAGUACUACAAGAAGACCUUCAACGUCAAGCACUAUGGUGUGGAGACGAACUUAGCACUGUUGUCCUACAUCAAGGACACUGUGCAGGUCAAUCCGGAGACAUCAGUGCUUCAGGCGAUGCUGAAGGAGGAUGUCGAGAACUUCGACAUCUUUGUGAAACUCACCGAGGUGGCGCGCAGGGAACGCAUGCAGAAGCUGGAACAGGGCGACGAGAGCGCCCGGUUACGCUUCGCCCGGCCCGAUGAGAUCCGACCGGAGCAGCACAAGGACUGGACGCCCCCGCUGGGAUGA